CACUUCCGCUUAGAACGACAGGUCUUCGCACUUGCCGCGCUCGAAGUUUCACCUGGCAGUAAAAAGACUCGUGACCUUUUGCGAUGCUUUGAAAAGAAAGCCAUUAUGGACGACUACGAGGUGGUGCGUCCGAUCGGAGAGGGUGCAUUCGGGAAGGCCUUCUUGGUGCGAACCAAGACCGCCCACGACGGUGAUGAUGCGCCGUGUGUGGUCAAAAUGAUCAACCUCACAAAGAUGUCAAGCAGGGAGAAGGAAGCUGCCAGGAAAGAGGUGGCGCUCUUGUCCAACAUGGAACAUCCCAACAUUGUCACCUUCAUCCGCUCCUUCCACGAAAAGGGCAGCCUGUGCAUCGUUAUGGAGUACUGCGAUGGAGGCGAUCUGAUGAUGAAGAUCAAUAUGCAGAGAGGGGUCUUCUUCACUGAGCCGCAGGUCCUGGCCUGGUUUGUUCAGAUCUGCUUGGGCCUCAAACACAUCCACGACAAGAAGAUCCUGCACAGAGAUAUUAAGAGUCAGAACAUUUUCCUGAGUGAGCGAGGUGUCAAAGUCAAGCUGGGCGACUUUGGCAUCGCAAGGAUGUUGACUCACACUUUGGAGCUGGCCAGGACCUGUGUAGGUACCCCUCACUACCUCUCUCCAGAGAUCUGCGAGAGUCGGCCCUACAACAACAAAACGGACAUCUGGUCUCUGGGUUGCGUCCUCUAUGAACUCUGCACUCUGAGACAUCCAUUUGAGGGCAACAGCCUGAGUCAGCUGGUCAGUAAAAUCUGCAGAGGGCGCUUCAACCCUGUGCCCGCUCGUUACUCCUAUGAUGUUCGCCUGCUCAUCGCGCAACUCUUCAAGGUGAACCCUCGCGAUCGUCCUUCCGUCAGCUCCAUCCUCCAGCGUCCUUUCCUGAACAAACACGCUCUGGAGAAUCACAAUAACACACCGACUCGUCACAUCUGUAAAGUAGCACCAGACAAGAAGAAGAAGUGCAAAGUGGCAGUGAAGAAACUUCCUAUCAAGCCCGAGUGGAGAGUGUGCAGCCCCGCUUACUACACGCCCCACAGAGCAGGACACCUUCCUCAGCCUGCGGCAGGAGACGCCACGUGGGACCACCCCCAAAAGAUUGGACAGUACCGGCAAUACUUUGCCCAGCUGGAUGCCUUCCACGGGGGGGACGUCUGUCCUCCACCUCCUCCUCCACCACCACCUCUUCAUCCUCCUCUUCCUCCCUGUGAGCCGUGUGAAGACGACGUCGCUCCUCCAGUUGAGCCUUACCAGCUGGUGGCAGCAGCACGUGAAGAGUACCUCCAGAGGAGACAGGAGGCCAGCCAGUACAAGCUGAGGGCAGAGAAACAGCUGGGUCUGCGUCCCAGUACGGCGGAGGGCUGCCGGCCGGCCGGCGGAUGUCAGCCACGUGAACCCCAGCACGUACCUCCUGGCAGAAAGCAGGACGACCAACUGGAAUACUUGAGGCAGCUGGAGCUGAUCAGACAACAAUAUCGUCAGGAUAUGAAACAGAUGAGGAUGAGAGCUGAGGCAGAGCCGCCACACGAACCCGACACGUUUGUGCUCGACAAAGAAGCACAACCUUCGACGACACAACCCAAAAAACACCAACAAGGUCAAACCAUGCAGGACAUGGAAGCGGCUUUGAGAAAGAUCAGGGAAGAGAACCGAAAACAGAGGAGAGAACUCAAGAAGAAACACAAGAACCAGAAGGGAAUCAUGUUUGAGAUCCGUCUCGACGACGUGAAGGACUCCUCGGAGGAGGAUGACGAGGAGGAGGCGCAGGAGGGGAGACUGGAAGUGGACCGUCGGACGGUCCACAUUCGGGAAAGCCAGGAUAAAAAGCUGGAUGAUUGGGCCAAGCCGAGGAGGGGAUGGAGCCAGGGACCACCGCAGACGCUGAUGGAGGCUCUGGUCCACAUGGACGUGGACUCCGGUGCGACGCUGAAAGUUCAGCCAGGUGAGGAGAAGGAGGAGGAGGAAGUAGGUCGUCGGCAGUGGGUCUCUGGACCGCCCAAGUCCUUAUUGGACGCCAUGGCCCAGGCCAAGCUCACCUCCUCUACUGUGGACUCGCAGAGUGCAGAUCCUGAAAGGAAGGACCAGGAUGAAGACUCGGACGUGGAGAUGGAUCAGGAGCGCUUGGAGCCCAGGUCGGAUGACGACGACACGAACUUUGAGGAAUCGGACGAUGAACUGAGGGAGGCGGUGUCAGACUCCAUGAGGAACUUAUUUGUCACCGAGGACGUCGCCGAGGACGAUGCCAACACGGAGAUGGAAAAUCCUGAAGGAGCAGUGGCACCGGAAGGCAGCGACCCGGGAGAAUCCUCAGCAUGAGAUCCCCCACACACUCGCCGAGUAUUCCUCUCACUCACAUCUUUAUUCCAAGAGCAAGCAGUAUUGCAUUUCCGUAAACCAUAGGACCAUCCGAGGGUGGUCUCCUCACUGCCAUUAAAAUCCUCUCAGUUCAUACAGAGCUUACAGGUGUGUAUUAUUUAUUUUCUGGUUAUUUGGUUGGGGUUUUUUUUUUUGCAUCGGCGCCCUCUGCUGUUGGUGUCCUGAAAGUUGGGGGACGUCGACGAAAAGUGAAUUGCAACCUGAGAAGACUUGGAGCAAAAAUUU
Messenger RNA from Hippocampus comes (tiger tail seahorse), 2610 nucleotides. It is a transcript of the gene nek5, whose product is annotated as NIMA related kinase 5. The transcript has 23 exons. Gene Ontology annotation, molecular function: protein kinase activity; ATP binding. The record is from RefSeq and is a predicted model, not a curated record. Gene Ontology annotation, biological process: protein phosphorylation. Bases 106 to 2325 code for a protein of 739 amino acids. Lineage: Eukaryota; Metazoa; Chordata; Actinopteri; Syngnathiformes; Syngnathidae.